AUGGAUGCGAUGUUGGAUACCAUCACAUUUUUAGGAAAAUUUCUAUAUUACUUUGUAGAAUCUUUGGCUUACAAGAUCAUUCCCAGGGGGAAAAAGAACAUAGCUGGAGAGAUUGUACUUAUAACAGGAGCUGGAAGUGGACUUGGAAGGCUAUUGGCCUUGCAUUUUGCCAGUCAUGGAGCCAUUUUAGUUCUAUGGGACAUUAAUGAAGAAGGCAAUAUGGAAACAUGUAGACUGGCCAAAGAAAAAGGUGACGUGAAAGUAUUUGUUUAUAAGUGUGACUGUAGCAACAGGCUAGAGGUCUACAGAGUUGCUGAUCAGGUCAGAAAAGAAGUUGGUGAUGUGACCAUCCUCAUUAACAAUGCUGGCGUUGUGACAGGAAAGCUCUUCCUCAAUAUUCCAGAUCACAUGGUGGAAAGAUCAUUUCUGGUAAAUGCUCUCUCUCAUUUCUGGACUUGUAAGACCUUCCUUCCUGCCAUGAUUAAAAAUAACCAUGGUCACUUGGUCUGUAUUUCAAGUGUAGCAGGAUUAACGGGUACUAAUAGACUGUCAGAUUAUUCUGCAAGUAAGUUUGCAGCCUUUGGCUUGGCUGAGUCGCUCUUUCUUGAAUUAACUAUGAGAAAGAAAACUGACAUCAAAACCACCAUAAUUUGUCCAUAUUUCAUCAAAACUGGAAUGUUUAAGGGCUGUCAAACCAAGUAUCCACUUCUGUUACCAUUACUGGAGCAGGAGUAUGUGGCCAAAAGAGUUUUUGAUGCUAUUUUAGAGGAACAAGUUUAUGUAAUGAUACCCAAAUUUAUAUAUUUCGCAUUGAUUCUUAAACAAAUAAUAUCGCCAAAAAUGAUGAUUGCCCUUGGUGAGUACCUUGGAGCGGACACUUGCAUGUCUUCUUUCCAGGGGAGAGAGAACGCCAAUGAACUUCAGGCUGAAACCGAAGCACCGGUAGCUCAAGCCGCCAAUGUGGGAACCGAAUAA
Carlito syrichta (Philippine tarsier) is the source of this 975-nucleotide messenger RNA. RefSeq names its product short chain dehydrogenase/reductase family 16C member 5. The record is from RefSeq and is a predicted model, not a curated record. Gene Ontology annotation, molecular function: oxidoreductase activity, acting on the CH-OH group of donors, NAD or NADP as acceptor. NCBI's taxonomy places the organism in Eukaryota, Metazoa, Chordata, Mammalia, Primates, Tarsiidae. Bases 1 to 975 code for a protein of 324 amino acids. Gene Ontology annotation, cellular component: lipid droplet. The transcript has 6 exons.